Geodia barretti is the source of this 1065-nucleotide messenger RNA. The record is from the annotation of a GenBank genome assembly. Lineage: Eukaryota; Metazoa; Porifera; Demospongiae; Tetractinellida; Geodiidae.
AUGUUCAUUCGGCGCACCCAAACCCGGCGGACUGAGGACGGAAAUCCCUACUUCUCUCAUCGCCUCGUGCACGCCGAACGCCUCGGCAGCACCGUGCGUCAGCGCACCCUCCUCAACCUCGGUCGCCACUUCGAUAUUCCCCAAGCGGAAUGGCCGCUGCUGUGCGCCCGCAUCAACGAUGCGUUGAGCGGUCAGGCGCCGCUGGUGGCCGAUUGCCCGCCUGCCGUGGACGAGGAAGCGCAACGGGUCGCGGCGCAGUUGAUCGCCCGCGGCCCGGCCGCGACGACCGCCGGACCGACCGAUGUGCAGCCGGUCGAUGUCGACUCGUUGCGGCUGGUCCGCCCCCGCAGCGUCGGCGUGGAGCAGGUCGGCCUGUGGGCGCUCGAGCAACUGGACCUGCCGGCGCUGCUGACCCGGUUGGGCGUCAACGGCGCCCUGCGCAGCGCGGCCACCGGCGCCAUCGUCGGGCGUCUGGCCGCGCCCGCCUCGGAGCGCGCGACGCACCGCUGGCUGCAGGAGCGCAGCGGUCUCGGGGAGUUGCUCGGCGUCGACUUCGAGACCGUCGGUGCGAUGCAGCUCUACCGCGCCUCGGACGUGCUGGUGAAGCAUCGCGAGGCGAUCGAGGCGCAUCUGUUCGACCGCGCGAUGGGGCUGUUCGACCUGCAGCCGACGGUGACGCUCUACGACCUGACCAACACCUACUUCGAGGGCGAGGCGAGCGACCAGCCGCAGGCGCAACGCGGGCACUCGAAGGAGAAGCGCAGCGACUGCCCGCUGCUGACCCUGGGCCUGAUGCUCGAUGCCAGCGGCUUCGUGCGCCGCUCGAAGGUCUUCCCCUCCGGUCCCCGGAUGAGGGGCGGGCGUAUUCCAAGGCAGGGGGGUGGUAUGCCUCGCCGGCCGCAGGUGGCAGUAGUGGAGGACACCUACACGGGGCACCAGGCGAAAGCGGGACACAGCCAAGGUGUGGACCUGAGCCCACCACGACGCGAACUGCGGAGGACAGGGCGCCCAUCGCGAUUGGCGGUGGGGGGACGAAGGGGGUUUGAGGAGAUGAGGGGUAGGUAG